GUAAGAAGUCAAUAACUUCAAGUUAUUUACAUACCAUUCUUUAAAGACAACCGAACAAAGCGUUAGAUGCCAACAGAUCGAAAGAUGAGUUUUCGAAAGGACAGCAAAGCUAGGACAAUUAGCGACGGGGGUGAACUUUCCUCAGAAGUGAUUUCAGAGUUUCGCGAGGCGUUUUCCUUAUUUGAUCAUGAUGGAGAUGGUACCAUCACCACAAGCGAACUCCAAACAGUCAUGGAGAGACUGGGGUUGAGUUCAGACCAGGAACAACUGAAUGAAAUGAUCAGAGAGGUGGACGCGGAUGGAAGUGGUGCAGUGGAUUUUGACGAAUUCUGUGUCCUAAUGCAGAAGAAAAUUGCACAGGAAACCCAGUCCGAGCUCCUGGAGUUGUUCAGUAUCUGGGAUGAAGCUGGUAAAGGGAUCAUUGAGUCAGGGGAAUUGAGAGGCUUACUGAAUAGAGUCCCCGUGCGGCUGACGAGGAGAGAGAUUGAUGCACUGGUUGAUUAUGCAGACACCAAGAAAAAUGGGAAAAUCAACUUUGAAGAAUUUGUCAAAAUGCUGUCUUAAAGAAAAGAGCCUCCUUUUUGACCGUUUCAAGAAAUUCUCUGACACUUGAGAGUUGAAGUAAAGAAUUGAAAAACUAAUAAACAAAUCAUUAUGCGUCUUGA
Molecule: messenger RNA, 665 nt
Organism: Pocillopora damicornis (cauliflower coral)
Lineage: Eukaryota; Metazoa; Cnidaria; Anthozoa; Scleractinia; Pocilloporidae
Cellular component (GO): myosin II complex
Molecular function (GO): calcium ion binding
Source: RefSeq, a predicted model, not a curated record